AUGUUUGGUUCCAGCUUCGCACCCGACUAUUGGACGUUCUGCGCCCUGCGGUUCUUCAUGGGGGUGGCCACAGGCGGGCAGAUGAUUGUUGCCGUUGUGAUCGUGCUCGAGGUGGUCGGGGCUCGACAUCGAGAGCUUGCAGGUGCCUGUAUAUCAUUGCCCGACGGUAUCGCCGAAGCUUCCCUGGUCGCUUUCGCCAACUUCUCUCCGACCUGGAGGAUUUACCUGCUGUCCAUCAGCACGGUGUCAACUCUUUUGAUGCUUAUCCAGAUAUUGUUGCCGGAAUCCCCAAGAUGGCUUAUGUCGACGGGACAAGUUGAUAAGGCAAGGAUGAUUAUGACGAAGGCUGUUACGUGUAACAAUUUGAACACUGCUGCUGUAGAAGAAAAUAUUAACAGCAAAACUCCAACCGAUCCAAAGGAGAAACACAAUACUACGUAUUUAGAUCUGUUCAAGUCAAAGAAAAUAUCGAUUAGAACACUUGCAGUAAUUUUCAUAUGGAUCACCCACGGAAUGUGCUUCUUCGGUAUCAACCAGUACUGUACGUUUUUGGGCUCGAAUGUGUUUCUCUCUGUGAUAGUUAUGGGCUUGAUUCAGCUACCUGCAUGCUUCGUCGCAACAUGGCUGAACAAAGUUUAUGGAAGAAAAGCAACUAUGAUAAGCAAUUUAGGGAUUACUGGUCUAACUAUGUUACUGCUGAUUUUUACUAAGAAAGACAACUGGGCUGCUUUGACGUUGGGAAUCAUUGGACUAUGGGCAGUCAAUAUUACUUGUAACGUCGCUUACGUAUGGGUCUCAGAAUUGUUCCCUACUCAAUUAAGGAACAUGGCUUAUGGUAUGGGGUCUUCGGGAGCUAAGGUCGGAGCUAUGAUUGCGCCUUUCGUAGCAAAUCUCGGGCCUCAUUGGAUGCCAUCUUUAAUAUUCUCCAUAAUAUCAUUCUUAGGUAUAGGCGCUAGUUAUGUUUUGCCAGAGACUAAGGGGAAAAAUUUAGAAGACGAUAUUAGUCAUACAGAUUAACUGAAAUGUAAUCAGAUUCCUCAAAAGUAUAUUUAAUGUCUCAUAACUAAAUUUAAAUCACUAAUAAAAUAUUCUACUAUAAUCAAUGGAAUGACAAUAAAAUGUAAGAUCAAUAUUAACAAACUUCAAUAUAAGGGUAAAAAUAUAACCUACGACGGACGGACGGACGGGUGGACGACUGGUUUGGCCUAGUGGGUAGUGAUCCUGCUUACGAAGCCGAUGGUCUCGGGUUCAAAUCCUG
Messenger RNA from Cydia pomonella (codling moth), 1258 nucleotides. Its product is annotated as solute carrier family 22 member 3-like. Gene Ontology annotation, molecular function: transmembrane transporter activity. Gene Ontology annotation, cellular component: membrane. The transcript has 4 exons. Gene Ontology annotation, biological process: transmembrane transport. Lineage: Eukaryota; Metazoa; Arthropoda; Insecta; Lepidoptera; Tortricidae. The record is from RefSeq and is a predicted model, not a curated record. Bases 1 to 1017 code for a protein of 338 amino acids.